Molecule: messenger RNA, 1794 nt
Organism: Tuber melanosporum (Perigord truffle)
Lineage: Eukaryota; Fungi; Ascomycota; Pezizomycetes; Pezizales; Tuberaceae
Exons: 4
Coding region: 63-1565 (500 amino acids)
Source: RefSeq, a predicted model, not a curated record
GCAACUCGACGAUACCCCUAUGUCCUCCGCAAACCUCCUCCAAAACCGUACAAACAAAGAAUAUGCCUAUUCGGCGAUCUUCGAGACCUGCUUCUCCGAUACUGCGAUCCUCGUCUUCAUCCCUUGAGAGCGAGAGCUAUGAGCUUUCCAAGCGGAUGUCAGCCCCCCCGGAGGAAGUUGCCCUGGAGGAUGAGGAGGAAGAUAUAGAGGCGUCAUCGCCUUCGCGUGGGCUGCUAGGCGAUCAGGACAAGAAUCACACUACGGCUGUAUCUUCGCGCUGGCUUAAGUGGUGUGCAUAUUUGUCAUCCUUGAGAUUCUGUUAUCGGCGGUGUGGGAAUCUACGGCGGAGGUGCUGUCAGGUUUUGACGGUGCUGCUUUCGGCGGUAGGGCUGUUACUGGUUUUCACAUUCGUUUUUAAUCCGUCGUAUACGAAGACUCAGUAUCCGGAGAAUUACGCUGUUGUUGCAGACGCUGUGCGGAAUGGUGGUGGGGUGAACCCUCAAGAGUUUUGGCGCGGAAGAGGGAAGAAGGCUACAAAGUCGGGACGGGGAAAUCCGGCCGGGGAGAAAGUUUUCAUUGCGGCAAAUAUAAUUGAUGCGGGCUUGAUCAAUGGGGCUUGGGGAAAUGCUGUUAUGGAACUGAUGGAUUUGAUUGGGGGGGAGAAUGUAUUUUUGAGUAUUUUCGAGAAUGAUUCCGGAUCAGAGACUAGAGCUGCCCUUGAGGAUUUGGAUAAGCUCAUUGCGGAAAAUAUUCCUAAAGCUGGUCGAUCGAUUGUCUCCACUACACUGCCAUUGACUGCUAUUCCGAGAGUUAAGCUUCCCAAUGACAAAACCUACAUUAAACGAAUAACAUAUCUUGCCGAAGUCCGCAAUCGUGCCUUACUGCCGCUACUCGGUUACAUUCCCUCUCUUGGGCGCUGGGUUCUAUUUCUAAAUGACGUUGUAUUUGAUCCUGUACAGGCACUCCAUCUACUUUUCUCCACCAAUCAAGGGAAGUACGAAACCGCCUGCGGAAUGGACUUCAUCAAUCCCUUCAAGUAUUAUGACACUUUUGCAACCCGUGAUAUUGACGGGUAUAAUUUGGGUGUCCCCUUCUACCCCUACUUUGCCCCGGGCAGGAGCAGGGAAGCCUUGCAAGGCGCCACCGAUGCCGUGCCCGUAUUGAGCUGCUGGGGAGGUAUUGUAGCCUUCCAAGCGAAAGUGUUCACAAAGAAAGAUCCAGUCCUAUUCCGCUCCUCCAAGGAGCCCUACUGGGACGCUUCCGAGUGCUGCCUCAUCCAUGCCGACAUCCAUGCACCCAAUGCAACAUAUAUGAACCCGUACAUCCGGGUGACAUAUGACUUAAGCACUUUUCGUUGGUUACCCAUGGUUAAGCGAAUAGAAAAACUAUUUUCUGGGCCGCACUGGCUAAUCGGGAAGCUGGUCGGAAUGCCCUGGUCGGGGGAACGGCGAAGGGACGUCGACAACGGUGGGUACUGUGGGAGCUGGAAGUUGCUUGUCAUGAAAGAAGGGGGGGAAGGUAGGGGCUGGAGAAAUUUGCCGGUACCUGAGGAUAGGGGGGAUUAGAAUUGGGGUUAAGGAAGGCGUUUAGCAUUUGGAUUUCGAUUUGGGUUCAGAUACCAUAAGAGACUGUCAACGCAGAGUACUUGGCUAUUUACAAAGUCUCCGGACACUUUGCAUUUAUCGAUACCUUUCUUGCCGCGAACGCGUCCGGAGACUUUUCAAAUGGCCAAGUAGUGGGUGCCAUCGUGGGAUUUAAAAAUUUAAAUUUAAUGCUUGGUUUUGAUGCGAUUGU